AUGGUUGGUCAAGCCGCGGUUGAUGGUGAGAUGCCAGAAGGCAUGCCAGAUGAGAACUGGGACGACCCGGCGCACAGCGCAGAGAGCACAGCGCAGGACUUGGAUUGCGCAUCGCCAAGUGCCAGCUCCACGAUGCCCGUCGAAGACAUGCGCGAGAUUUUGACGGCGGUCACCCAGCACUCGGAUUUGGCGGCAGCCUUGCGGAAGAAGGGGCAAGCUGGACGAGCAGUGCGAACACUGGAGCGAGCAGUCGCUAUGUGUUCCAGAGCCGAACAUGUGCACCCUGCCGUUGCGGUGGAGGCUGCGCGGACGCGGGUUAAUUUGGCGGCCGCUUUAUCAGAGGCCGCCCGGCAUCGGGAAGCUAUAGCCCACAUUCGGAAGGCCCAACGUGGAUUGGACCAAAUUCUGGCAUGGGCAGAGCAAUGUGGUGGUUCUGAUGCAGGAGCCAAACAAAUUGCGGGGGAGGCUUCGGCUCUUCGGUGUGCUGCGCUGGUCGCCGAGUCCAUCGAGUUGGACCUUUGUCCAGGUGCCACGGAUGACUUCGACACCAUGCUGAACGACACGCUGCUUCUGCGGGACACGUUGACGCCGAAGAAUCGGACGGUGAGUUUGCCACAGAUUGGGCAGAAAGGACGCCGCGAAAGACAGAUGCGUGUCAAAGAUGACAAUGCUUCGAAGACACAUGCUCCUGGGGCAAUGAGAUCUUCAGAUGUGGGGGGCGAGAAGCGACAACCGGUGAUCAAACUCUCGUUGCGACCUCGCGCCGCAGAGGAACGCACUGAUGUGUUCAGCGACUUCCUGCGUGGUGUCGAGGCGGAGCGUGUGGCCAGGCUUGGUUCCCUGAACGACAACUGGGAGGACCAAGCGAAGCGGCGCCUAGGGCAAGUUCACCGCAGGACGCGCCUCCAGCUGGAACUGAGUGGCGACAAUGACCUCAAGGAGAAACGCUAUACUAGCACUGGGCACCAAGUCUUCAUGAAGGCCAUGAAGAAGGCCAACAAGUGCUGGAGCGACCCGUCUUUACUGCAGGAAGCCGCUAAGGAAAAUGCGACACCAGAGAUUUUACAAGUGAGAAAGUUAAACCGCCAGCUCUAUGUGAAGCCCCCGACGCCUCCGCCGCCGCCUCCACCAAAGCCCAAGAUGGAUCAGUCGCUGGUCAACAAUCUGCGCUCCAAUCACGGGAGGUCGAGCAUCAAAAACGAGAUGUGA
This is a messenger RNA of Symbiodinium natans, 1209 nucleotides long. NCBI's taxonomy places the organism in Eukaryota, Dinophyceae, Suessiales, Symbiodiniaceae. The record is from the annotation of a GenBank genome assembly.